Messenger RNA from Tilletiaria anomala UBC 951, 480 nucleotides. RefSeq lists its product as uncharacterized. NCBI's taxonomy places the organism in Eukaryota, Fungi, Basidiomycota, Exobasidiomycetes, Georgefischeriales, Tilletiariaceae. The record is from RefSeq and is a predicted model, not a curated record. The transcript has a single exon. The coding region runs from base 66 to 431 and encodes 121 amino acids.
GACACAUUCAUGGCUGGCUGCUGACGAGUAGACUUUUGACCUGACACAGACACGUACGCACCGUCAUGAGCAAUGCAAGGAACUCGAAGCACGCCCGGUUUGUUCAACGCCGUGGCGGACUAAAGGGCCGCCACGCUUGGAAUUACAACUCAGCCCCAUCGAGCUCCUGUCCUACCAGCUGGUCCGGCUCUGGCUCAUCUGCUGAUGGUUCUGACUCGGACUCAGGCUCUGGGUACGGAUUUGGCUCAGCGGACUCUGAGGCUGGCCCAGCCGACACCGCCACGAACUCCGCGUCUGGGUCCUCCAGCAUAAGUAGCAGCGACACUGGAACGUUCAACAUUGCUCCCUCCAGCUCUUCAGGAAUCUCCGGCGCUGCUGUAGGCAGUCACACUGGCCAGCUGACCUGGUACGGUGAGUCGUCUCGUCGUUGAGCAACCUCAAGUGAGAGGCUACCUGCUGACGGUGAGAACGCACCUCUUA